Messenger RNA from Lampris incognitus (smalleye Pacific opah), 2361 nucleotides. It is a transcript of the gene uhrf1, whose product is annotated as ubiquitin-like with PHD and ring finger domains 1. The record is from RefSeq and is a predicted model, not a curated record. NCBI's taxonomy places the organism in Eukaryota, Metazoa, Chordata, Actinopteri, Lampriformes, Lampridae. Gene Ontology annotation, biological process: negative regulation of gene expression via chromosomal CpG island methylation. Gene Ontology annotation, molecular function: ubiquitin protein ligase activity; protein binding. The coding region runs from base 1 to 2361 and encodes 786 amino acids. The transcript is spliced from 16 exons.
AUGUGGAUUCAAGUGCGGACAAUGGAUGGGAAGGAAACCCAUCGGGUGGACUCUCUGUCCAAACUUACAAAGGUGGAUGAGUUACGCCUCAAAAUUAUGGAACUCUUUAAGGUGGAGCCAGAGAGGCAGCGGCUGUUUUACCGUGGGAAGCAGAUGGAAGAUGGUCAUACCAUUUUUGACUACAACGUGGGCCUCAAUGACAUAGUGCAGCUGCUUGUGAGACAGGCCUUGCCCCCCGCUGAUGUCAAAAGCAAGGACAAAGAGGCAGAGCUCUCUGACUCAGAUUCUGGCUGUGGCUCUGCCCACAGUGAGUCCGACAAGGGCUCGACUCACGGCGAGGCUGAGGGUCAGACUGCCAGUUCCUCAGCCCAGACUGACACCCCAGAACUCAUUGACCCAGGAUUUGGUUUUUACAAGAUCAAUGAGUUUGUGGAUGCCCGAGAUUUGAAUAUGGGGGCUUGGUUUGAGGCCCAGAUCGUGAAUGUUACCAAGACAACAAAGACCCCUAGUGAUGAGGACAAUGCUGAGACCAAACCAGCAGAAGAGGAGAUACACUACCACAUCAAAUAUGAAGAUUACCCAGAGAAUGGGGAAGUGCAGCUACUGGCAAAAGACGUGCGUCCUCGUGCACGUACAGUGUACCAGUGGCACCAGCUGGAGCCGGGCAUGGUGGUCAUGGUCAACUACAACCCUGAUGAACCAAAGGAACGUGGCUACUGGUAUGAUGCGGAGAUUCAGAGGAAGAGGGAGACACGAACCCAGCACGAAAUCUACGCCAAGAUACUGCUUGGUGAUGCUGGGGACUCCCUUAAUGACUGUCGCAUCAUGUUUCUGACGGAAAUCUACAAAAUUGAAGAGCCCGGUGCCCUGAGCAGCUCAGCAAUUGGGACUGACAGCCCAUUAAAAAGGUCAAACGGGCCUGAGUGCAAGCACUGCAAGGACAACCCCAAGAAGAACUGCCGGUGGUGUAACUGUCACAUCUGUGGCAUCAAGCAGGAUCCUGACAAGCAACUUCUUUGUGAUGAAUGCGACAUGGCUUUCCACACCUACUGCCUGGACCCCCCGCUCACCUCCAUCCCUGAAGAUGAGGACUGGUAUUGUCCUGGUUGUCGUAAUGAUGCCAGUGAGGUGGUAUUGGCUGGAGAGAAGCUGAAGGAGAGCAAGAAGAAGGCCAAGAUGGCUUCUGCCAGUUCCUCCAGCCAAAGGGACUGGGGGAAGGGUAUGGCUUGUGUUGGCCGCACCAAGCAGUGCACAAUUGUCCCGUCCAACCAUUAUGGACCUGUACCUGGUGUCCCAGUUGGUUCUCUGUGGAAGUUCAGAGUGCAGGUAAGUGAGUCUGGUGUCCACAGGCCACAUGUUGCUGGGAUUCAUGGCAGGAGCACUGAUGGCGCCUACUCCUUGGUCCUGGCAGGAGGCUAUGAGGAUGAUGUGGAUGAUGGUAAUGAGUUCACCUACACUGGUUCUGGAGGGAGAGAUCUUUCAGGAAAUAAGAGGACAGCUGAACAAUCAUGUGAUCAGAAACUUACCAACAUGAAUAGGGCGCUGGCUCUCAACUGCAAUGCUGCUGUCAAUGACAAAGAUGGAGCCGAGGCCAAGAACUGGAAAGCUGGAAAAUCAGUUAGGGUGAUUCGUAGCUGCAAAGGCCGAAAACACAGUAAAUACAGCCCCGAGGAUGGCAACAGAUAUGACGGCAUAUAUAAGGUGGUGAAAUACUGGCCAGAGAAAGGCAAGUCUGGUUUCCUUGUUUGGCGAUACUUCCUGAAGCGUGAUGAUGAGGAGCCAGCCCCUUGGACCAGAGAUGGCAAGGAGCGCAUCAAGAAGCUUGGUCUUGCUAUGCAGUAUCCUGAGGGUUAUCUGGAAGCUCAGGCAGCCAAAGAGAAAGAAAAAGAAAACAAAAAUGAAGACCAAGAAGAAGAGAUGCCAACCAAAGGGAAGAGGAAGAGAAAAUCUCAGGGUGGAGAUUCAGCCAAGUCCUCCCCAGCCAAGGGUACGCCCAAGAAGAUGAAGGUGGAGGUUUAUAAGCUGACCAAGGAACAAAAGUCCCUGAUCAAAGAAGAUGAGCUCAACAAGAAGUUGUGGGAUGAGGCCAUGGAGUCAUUGGCACUUGGACCUAAAUUCAUAAACAAAGUGGAAGAAAUUUUCCUCUGCAUUUGCUGCCAAGAAGUGGUCUUUCUACCCAUCACUACAGAGUGCCAACACAAUGUUUGCAAGGAAUGCCUUCAGCGGUCAUUUAAGGCAGACGUAUAUUCCUGUCCAGCCUGCAGACAUGAUCUGGGCAAAAACUACCCCAUGAGUGUCAACAAAUCCCUGCAAGCCAUUCUAAAUCAGUUCUUCCUAGGAUACAGCAAUGGGCGAUCAUGA